Molecule: messenger RNA, 816 nt
Organism: Dermacentor andersoni
Lineage: Eukaryota; Metazoa; Arthropoda; Arachnida; Ixodida; Ixodidae
Product: alpha-crystallin A chain-like
Biological process (GO): response to heat; protein refolding
Cellular component (GO): nucleus; cytoplasm
Source: RefSeq, a predicted model, not a curated record
AAUCUCCUGCUCUGAGAGCGAGAAGCUGCUAAAACGCGAAGUGAUCACGCAAUCUGAGCGCCAUGGCACUGUUCCCUCUUCUCAGCGGCAACAACCGCAACUACUGGGGCCCUUCGGACCUGGUCAGGCGCAUCUUCGACGAUGAUUUCGGCGGCUCGUUCCUCGAUGGCGAGCUCUUCGACCCGCCGUACUACCACCAGCGUUUCUACAUCCAACCGCGCCACCAGCAGCAGUCCAACAACGCCAGCCUCGCCCAGCAGGGCAAUUCUGUCGCCUGCACUCCGGACAAGUUCGCCAUCCGCGUCGACACCCGGAACUUCACUCCGGAGGAGAUCACCGUCAAGACGCAGGACAACUGCGUCGUCAUUCACGGCAAGCACGAGGAGAAGUCUGACGACCGCGGCUGCUACGUGAAGCGGGAGUUCACCCGCCGCUACGUCCUGCCCGAGGACGUCGAUCCUCAGACCGUCAAGUGUCACCUGCAGCCCAGCGGGCUGUUGGCUCUGGAAGCCCCGCGCAAGAACGCUCCCAAGGAGCAGCCGAAGGCCAUUCCGAUCAAGGUACAGCACGAAAAAGCCAGCGGCGACGCUAAAAAGUGAGCCGCCUUGCCACGUACGCGCUGCUCCUACAUCUUGUGUGGACAUUUGUGGUUUCGUUUUGAGGGCGGCGCCACGCAAGCCGUGUGCGCAGGAGCUACCUCUCCUCCCUAUGAAUGUGUUCAUGAAAAAACUUUUCAUUUGUGAGUCAAGAAGACUAGUGUGUUCAUUCUCUGUACAAAAGUCAUGGUACCUUAAUAAAAACCUGUGUUGCACUUCA